Molecule: messenger RNA, 6420 nt
Organism: Archocentrus centrarchus (flier cichlid)
Lineage: Eukaryota; Metazoa; Chordata; Actinopteri; Cichliformes; Cichlidae
Gene: ino80
Product: INO80 complex ATPase subunit
Exons: 38
Coding region: 289-5067 (1592 amino acids)
Biological process (GO): chromatin remodeling; DNA repair; DNA-templated transcription
Cellular component (GO): nucleus; Ino80 complex
Molecular function (GO): ATP binding; histone binding; ATP-dependent chromatin remodeler activity
Source: RefSeq, a predicted model, not a curated record
GCUCUCUCAGUAACAGAAAGUGGCCGCCUCUCUGCUGUUGCUGCCGACUCAAAGCUCACAGACUCGCACGGCGUCUCAAACCGCCAUUUUGGAGUCAGAGAACCGAGAGUCGGCAGCAGCGACGAGAGAGACUGAAAGGCGGACACGGGGCCGAGGCUUUUCGUCUUUGAUCAUUAGUGUUGGAAUCAAAAACAAUGCCAUCCAUUACUGAGAAGAUGUAGGCAGUGAUUGAGAGAUCUUGAAACAGACUAGGAGGGUAUCUCCUAUUAUACCAGACUAGCUGAGAAAAUGAAGAUACAACCCAUAAAAGGUUCUGCCCGGCUGGGCAGAGGUGGUGUGUGCUGCAUGGCGUCAGGGCAGGGUGGCCAGCUGGACGUUGGGGUAUCAGGGGCCUCUGGCCUAGCCAAACCUCUCUACCUGCAGUGCUUAGAAAGAUCACUGAAGUUGGACAGUUUUCUGCAUCAGACUACUGCUAUCUUCAACAGAGACAUAACCAGUGAUGAUAGUGAUGACAGUGAGGGUGCGCUGGGGUCAGGGUUAUCCCUGGAUCCCACCACUCACGAUACAACUUUGACAGUGAAGAGCGAGUCGUGUGAGCAAGGAGAUGGGCUGGUAGAUAACAAGCCUCUUAAUGGAGUACUUCUGCAAGGUAAAGAGCAAAAGGCGAAUAAAACAAGCAUUUACAAUUUUUCUAAGCUGAAGAAGAACAGGAAAUGGCUGAAGAGUAUCUUGUUGAGUGACGACACCACAGACUCAGACACCGACUCAGAUGACGCUAACUUCAGCUUAUCUCGGGAAGAACUGCACGACAUGCUGAGGCUCCAUCGUUACACAAGGCAGCAUCAGAGCAACUUCUACUCCGACCGGGAGCUUCACCAAUAUCAGUACUACAGCACGGGUCUCUUAUCAACUCAUGACCCCUUCUAUGAACAACAACGUCACCUGCUGGGUCCAAAGAAAAAGAAAAUUAAAGAUGAAAAGAAAUUUAAGGCCAAACUGAAAAAAGUGAAGAAAAAGAAGAAACGGGGAGAGGGAGACUUUGUGGAUGAGGAGCGUCCUUAUGUCACGAAGGUCUUUGCUAAGUUUUCCCACGAUGCUCCGCUGCCCAUGGUGAAGAAAAAACAUCUCACCAUCGAGCAGCUGAAUGCUCGCCGACGCAAGGUCUGGCUCACUAUUGCCAAAAAGGAAAUCCCCAAGUCUUUCAAGCAGAAGACUUCUGCUAAAAACCUGGUGUUAACCAAUGCAAAAAAGCUGGCUCACCAGUGUAUGCGGGAGGUCCGGCGUGCAGCUAUUCAGGCCCAGAAGAACUGUAAAGAAACAUUACCCCGUGCCCGGCGGCUUACCAAGGAGAUGAUGCUUUACUGGAAAAAAUAUGAUAAGGUGGAGAAGGAGCACCGAAAGAGAGCUGAGAAGGAAGCCCUGGAGCAGCGUAAACUUGAUGAAGAAAUGAGAGAGGCCAAGCGCCAGCAGCGUAAACUGAAUUUCCUCAUUACCCAGACAGAGCUGUAUGCUCAUUUUAUGAGUGGUAAAGCUAGCAUGGGGGCUCCAGGUGGAGAUGCAGCACAGGAGGAGAUUCUGAGAAAGCUUGAAGACACUGCAGCCCAGAGACAGAUAGACAUUGGAGGAGGAGUAAUGGUUAACAUGGGACAGGAGGACUAUGAUAGUGAAUACUACAAAUCCCAGGCCUUGAGGAAUGCCCAAGAGGCCUACCAGAUUCAUCAGGAGAGAACGCGAAUGUUCGAUGAAGAGGCUAAAGACAGUCGCAGUGCAUCUCUACGUGCAGCUGGCAGCUUGUCCACAGGCUUCGGCUCUGGGUUUGGAGAAAGCUACAGCCUUUCAAACCCAUCGAUCCGUGCAGGUGAAGACAUUCCUCAGCCCACCAUCUUCAACGGAAAACUCAAAGGCUAUCAGCUCAAAGGCAUGAACUGGCUGGCUAACCUUUAUGAACAGGGAAUCAAUGGAAUCUUGGCAGAUGAAAUGGGACUGGGAAAGACUGUUCAGAGUAUCGCUUUGUUGGCACACUUAGCAGAGAGAGAUAACAUCUGGGGUCCAUUCCUGAUCAUCUCUCCAGCGUCUACGCUCAACAACUGGCAUCAGGAGUUCACCCGCUUUGUUCCCAAAUUCAAGGUGUUACCGUACUGGGGAAACCCUCACGAUCGCAAAGUGAUUCGGAAAUUUUGGAGCCAGAAAACCCUUUACACGCAAAAUGCACCGUUCCACGUGGUGAUCACGAGCUACCAGCUGGUGGUCCAAGAUGUCAAGUACUUCCAGAGGGUCAAGUGGCAGUACAUGGUUCUGGAUGAAGCCCAGGCACUGAAAAGCAGCACGAGUGUUCGGUGGAAAAUCCUGCUGCAGUUCCAGUGUCGGAACAGACUCCUGCUAACUGGGACACCCAUCCAGAACACAAUGGCUGAGCUGUGGGCCCUGCUGCACUUCAUCAUGCCCACGCUGUUCGAUUCCCAUGAAGAGUUUAACGAGUGGUUCUCCAAGGACAUAGAGAGCCACGCCGAAAACAAGUCUGCCAUAGAUGAGAACCAGCUGUCCAGAUUGCACAUGAUCCUCAAGCCUUUUAUGCUGCGCAGAAUCAAGAAGGAUGUGGAAAACGAACUCUCAGACAAGAUUGAGAUCCUGACCUACUGUCAGUUGACCUCCCGGCAGAGGUUGCUCUACCAGGCUCUGAGGAACAAGAUCUCUAUCGAGGAUCUGCUGCAGUCCUCGAUGGGCACGGCCCAGCAGGCUCACAGCACCACCUCCUCCCUCAUGAAUCUGGUCAUGCAGUUUAGGAAGGUCUGCAACCACCCUGACUUGUUUGAGCGUCAGGAGACCCGUUCUCCUUUUCACAUGUCUCUCAAGUCCUACGUCAUGUCCAAGUUCCUCCACCGUCAUGGUCUCAUUCACGCACACAAUCAGGCCAAGAAAAAAUUACUUCAAGUGCUGCUGUCUCCCUUCUCUCUGAACCACAUACAGCAGUCUCUUUUUCACAGAAAAGGUGAUGACAAAGGAAGCUGUUUCUCCUUCUUGCGUUUUAUUGACGUGUCACCAGCGGAGAUGUCCAAUCUUAUGCUCCAAGGCACCUUAGUAAGAUGGUUAGCCCUUUUUCUGUCCCUGAAAGCUGCAUACCGGCUCCAUCAUCAGCGCCUGUUUGACCUUGAAGAACAGGGCCAGGAGGAAGCCGGAGACGGGGAGGCUUGCAGAGGAAAGUUACAGCCGAGGAUUAAGUGUCUGUCUCGCAAGGACCUGAUUCUGUGGCUGAACAGACCCAUUUCCUUCCCCAACAUGCACACCAGUCCUGUUUUGCAGGAUUUGGUGUUCACAGCCUCUAGGCCCGGUGUGGUGGGACACACAGACGUCAAGAUCCAUUGCAGAAAAUCAGGCACCUAUACGCUCCGACCCUGCCAGCCCACACUGCCACCUAAGUUCCUGCUAGCCGCCACACCCAGGGUGACAGCAGUCCCCAUGGAGCGUUAUUGUGACGACCGCAGCGCUGAGUACGAGUGGCAGGUGACACGCAGCGGAGGGGGCACGGUCUUCAAACAGUGUUUUCUGUACGGCUCUCCUGAACUAGCCUCAGAAUGGUGUGUGAGGGCUAAUGCCUUCCACCCACAAUGCCCUGGGGGCGUGAUGGCCCUUUAUCCCCGCCAUGGAUGGUCCUUCAUACGGAUACCUGAUAAGGAAAGCCUGAUCACAGAAAGUGGGAAGCUCCACACCUUGGACAUCUUAUUGAGUCGACUAAAGGCUCAGGGACACAGAGUCCUCAUCUACUCUCAGAUGACUCGAAUGAUAGACCUGCUUGAGGAGUAUAUGGUUUAUCGCAAGCACACCUACAUGCGCCUUGAUGGAUCCUCUAAAAUUUCUGAGCGCAGAGACAUGGUGGCUGACUUCCAGAGCCGAACGGAUAUCUUUGUCUUUCUGCUGAGCACACGGGCCGGAGGUCUUGGCAUUAACCUGACUGCUGCUGACACUGUGAUCUUCUAUGACAGUGACUGGAACCCCACAGUGGACCAACAGGCCAUGGACAGGGCUCACAGGCUUGGUCAGACCAAGCAGGUCACCGUCUAUCGCCUCAUCUGUCAGGGAACCAUCGAAGAGAGGAUCCUGCAGCGGGCCAAAGAGAAGAGCGAGAUCCAAAGGGUGGUGAUCUCUGGAGGCAACUUCAAACCAGACACGCUCAAACCCAAAGAGGUGGUCAGCCUGCUUUUGGAUGACGAUGAGCUGGAGAAGAAAUUGCGUCAAAGGCAAGAGGAGAAGAGGCAGCAGGAGGAGAGCAGCAAGGUGAAGGAGCGCAAGAGGAAGAGGGAGAAGUAUGCUGAGAAGAAGAAGAACGAGGAGCUGGAGAACAAGAGGAAAAAGGAAGUGAACCUGGUCAUUUCCCACGCACCCUCAGCAGACAACUCUAACCUGUCAGCAGACGGAGACGACUCGUUCAUCAGCGUUGAGAUGGACUCAGCCAUGCCCAGUCCUUUCAGUGAGAUCUCCUUAAGCAGCGAGCUCCAGCCCGGCUCAUUACCUCCUGAUGCCGACGCGGAUGAGAGCAGCAGCGACAUGCUGGUCAUCGUGGAUGAUCCACUUUCUUCUGCGCCUCAGUCUCGUGCCACCAACUCGCCCGCCUCCGUGUCUGGAUCAGUCUCUGACAACAUGAAUGGUGUUUCAGCCUCGGACACAAUCAGUCCAGGCAGAGGCAGGUCCGGGCGGAGUCGCGGGCGGCCCAAAGGAUCUGGAGGCGGGGCCAAGUCUGGAGGGAAAGGACGUGGGCGUAAGUCAACAGCAGGUAGUGCGGCAGCUAUGGCGGGAGCGAUGGCAGGCGCGGCAGCUGCUUCAGCUGCAGCUUACGCUGCUUACGGCUACAGCGUUUCUAAAGCGGGCCUUUCUGCAUCCAGCCCUCUGCAGACUUCCCUGGGCCGGUCUGGUACCAGUCCUGCCUUCAGCCUCAGCAGAAGCUCCUCCCCCCAGACCAAAGGAGGCACAUCCACCCCGAGUCCCCACAAACAGCUGGCCCACAGCCACCACCACAGCAGCCACGGAGGAGUCAGGAAAGGCAAGGGUCCCGGUGGUCCUGGAGCUCGAUGAUACACACUGUAUGCACAUGAAUAUCCCCUCACAGACACACAGAUUACUGACCUGCUCUUCACUGUGAUUCCCACAGAUGCCCUCUGCCUAAACUAAUAAAUAGAGAGUACAGUAUUUAUAGUAACUGAGGCUCACUACCUGGAGGACCACGCUCUCCCUGCUGGCUCAGCAACUAAACAGGAACUAGAUUAACCACAGUAAUUUGAAGGUACAGCCUCUACCAGCCGCUGCAUUCGUUCAUUUAUAUUCAUUUAGUUUAAUUUAAUUUUUUUUUUUUUUUUGUCCAGGCCAGUGGACAAAAAUCUGCCUCGAGUGUUUUUGCAUUUGCGUUAUGACAGAAGUAUUUCCAAGUGCUUUUUGAGAAGACAAGCUGUACUCUACUAUUGAUGACAGGAAUCCCUUUUGAUUUUCUGCGUGGCAAAGCAAAGACGGGUAGCAGCACGUGUAGCUCAAAGGGCUUUUCAGAUCCUUGUGUUUGCCUGGGUAGUGAGAGAAAGGAGUUCCUAUCAAAUGCACUGAGCCAUGUCUUCCUUCAUUUUAUUUUGUUUUAAAUUUUAAUUUAAUUGUUUUUCUUUUUGGUGUUAUUGAUUCUCCUGGAUGUACAUUAGGUUAUUUAAUUGUUCUGUUGAUAUGUUCGGCACAAACUGGUGGAUUAGUCUGCAUUUUACAGUUUAAUGUGAACCCACACCUUACCAAACAGCUUUUGUACUAAAGCUCAUAUUUUUGUAAUGAAAGAUGUAUUGAAAUCAACGGGCAGGUGUUAGAAUUUUGACAAAAUUUUGUCCAUAAAAUGCGUUCCAGCACAGGUGGAAAUCUGAUAUUUUUUUUGUCCAAUAGAGAAAAUAAUGUAAAAGACAAAACCACAAUCUUCUAAGAUGAGGGGUACAGGUCGAUACAGCACUGCUGCUAAUGUUGAACUUAUUAAUUGACUCACAUUAUUUUGGUUUUCUUAUGUUAUUUAAGUUAAAACGGGCAAUUCGCGAAAAAAUUGCAAAAAUCUUCACCUGUAAAAGUGUAAAUUGUGAAUUCUGAAGCCAUUUUUUUUUAUUUUUCAGGAAUUGUUUUCUGUGAUGAGAAAUCUGUGGUUCUCUUUGAUGUCGUUGAUGUUUUAGGAAAAAAAAAAAAGUUUGCAUCGCUGUCCUGAGUUGAGCACUACAUCUGUUCUAAUGGGUUUGGUUUUGUGUUUAUAGCGUGAUUUAAGAUACAAUGUGCUAUAUCGAUUGUACAUAAUGAUGAGAGCAACAUCUCCUCUGGCUUUUUCCCCUCGAUUACUGGACUAUUUUUAUAAGUCACGUGUACAUAUGAAGAAAUGCAUCUGUCAUUUUACUAACAGGAGUCAACUGAAAAUAAAAC